Molecule: messenger RNA, 960 nt
Organism: Penicillium arizonense
Lineage: Eukaryota; Fungi; Ascomycota; Eurotiomycetes; Eurotiales; Aspergillaceae
Product: phosphatidylinositol-3,5-bisphosphate binding protein HSV2
Exons: 3
Coding region: 1-960 (319 amino acids)
Biological process (GO): protein lipidation; autophagy of mitochondrion; nucleophagy
Cellular component (GO): extrinsic component of membrane; cytosol; phagophore assembly site membrane
Molecular function (GO): phosphatidylinositol-3,5-bisphosphate binding; protein binding; phosphatidylinositol-3-phosphate binding
Source: RefSeq, a predicted model, not a curated record
AUGCUGGGCCAGUCAAACUACCUAGCAAUCGUCGGGGGUGGGAAGAACCCCAAGUUCCCGCAGAAUAAGUUGAUUAUAUGGGACGAUGCAAAGCAGAAAGCGGCCAUAACGCUUGAAUUCCGCACCUCGGUCCUCGGCGUGCGUCUAUCAAAAUCGAAGAUCGUCGUCGUGCUACUAAAUAGCGUCCAUGUUUUUGCAUUCUCGAAUCCCCCACAAAAGCAAUCAGUUUUCGAAACCUCAGACAACCCUCUUGGGUUGGCCUGUCUUGAUCAAAAGGUGCUCGCCUUUCCUGGCCGGUCUCCGGGACAGGUUCAGAUGAUAGAACUAGAGACUGGCAACAUCAGCAUUAUCCCGGCACAUAGUACGCCGCUACGAGCGAUGGCCUUGAGCCCAGAUGGAAAAUUGCUGGCAACAGCGAGUGAAGCGGGAACCUUGAUUCGGAUUUUCGCUACCGGAAACUGUACAAAAAUGGGAGAACUGCGACGGGGUGUUGACCAUGCAGUGAUAUUCUCCGUUUGUUUCUCGCCAUCCAAUAACUUGCUGGCAGUGACAUCCGACAAAUCGACACUCCACAUCUUUGAUCUCUCCCACCAGCAACAUGUCACAAGGCGCAGCCAGUCGCCGGCACCAGCGUCUGAGGAACCAGCUACUAGCCACAAGUGGGGGUUCCUCGGCAGGAUUCCCCUUCUGCCUCGAGUCUUCUCGGAUGAGUACUCAUUUGCCAAUGCGCAUUUCGAGAUGGGUGGAGAAGCCACCCCAGGAUCGCCAUAUGUGCCACCAAUUGGGUCUUCAAUAGGACGACCUCAGAAAGGCCUGAUAGGCUGGUGCGAUGAUCAGACCGUCUUGGUUAUUGGGUCUGGAAGAGACGGUCGCUGGGAGAAGUUUGUAAUUCGAGAGGGCGAGGAAGGCAAGAGAUAUUGUGUGCGGGAUGGUUGGAAGAGAUAUCUUGGUGGCGCUUGA